This is a messenger RNA of Tarenaya hassleriana, 1767 nucleotides long. RefSeq lists its product as uncharacterized. The coding region runs from base 1 to 1767 and encodes 588 amino acids. The transcript has 5 exons. Lineage: Eukaryota; Viridiplantae; Streptophyta; Magnoliopsida; Brassicales; Cleomaceae. The record is from RefSeq and is a predicted model, not a curated record.
AUGGAAGGGUUCAAAGAUGUACAACCGCUUGGCAAAACGGCUAUGCUUGACUCAACCAACUACGGGCAUUGGAAAGUGAAAAUCAGUUCCUAUAUUCGUGGACUGGAUGAAGAUACUUGGAGUGUUGUUACUGAUGGAUGGACUCGACCAACUGACGUCAUUGACGGGGUUAUAACAACAAAGCCAAAAAGUCAGUGGACAACCCAAGAAAAGAAGGAUUCUGCUAUGAAUCAGAAGGCUUUAUCAAUUAUCUUCAGUAGUGUCAGUCAUGAUGAAUUCGAACAGAUACAAGGAUGUGAAACUGCAAAGGAUGAAUGGGAUAUUCUAGAACUCAUUCAUGAAGGAACUUCCAAAGUAAAGAGGAAUAUACUAGAUAUGAUCGAUCUACAGUUUGAACGCCUGAGGAUGGGAGAUGAUGAGAGCGUUAAAGAAUUUUGUGGGAAACUGAGUGCCUUGUCGAAUGAAGCAAGUGUAUUUGGGAAGAAGAUCACUAAUGACAAGCUGGUGAAGAAACUCUUGAACAGCUUACCAGCUAAGUAUCAUUCACAGAUUCUUGUCUUUGAAGGGGUAAAUAACUUGGAUACUGUCACAUUCAAGGAAGCUGUAGGUACCUUCGGUGCUCAUGGAUUGAGAUUACAACUAAUGAAUGGAGGAUCAUCUGUUCAUACAAAAAGGAGAGUGGCAUUACAUGUUCCAGAAAUGAAAAUGGCUGAUUCAGAAAUCAAAAAACCUGUGAAGAACAAGAAGCUAAUUGAAGAAGAGCUACAUGAUGAAAUGUCGCUUGUUGUCAGGAAUUUCAACAAAUUCUUCAAAGGAAGGAAGAAGUUUGGACAACAAAGCGAUCAAGAUGCUGGAAAAUGUCUGGAGUGUAAAGGUUUUGGUCACACAAAAGUGGAAUGUCUCAAGGGCAAAGGAAAGUCUCUAAUUACUCAUGAGGAGGACAUCUCGGGUACUGAGAGCGAUAGUGAUGACGAGGACUUAUCAAACUUUGUGGCGUUUCUAAGAGUGAUAGAAGAAGAAGUUGAUCAAGAACCAGACAGUGAUGAUGAGGUGAUUACUGAGGAGGAUCUUUUCAAAGAUAUGACUAAGCUGGUGCAAAUGAAUAAGCAACUCAUAAGUGAAAAACAACAGUUGGAGAAAGGACUCAGUCAAGUUCAAGUACAACUGAUGGACACCAAACAGAAGCUGGCUCAGAAAGAAGAGGAGGCGUCUAUUCUGAAAUGUCAGUUAGAAGAAACCAAGAAAAAUCUUCAUCUUCUUGGUAAUGGAACUGGGAAGCUGGAUCAUUUGCUUGGCAUAGGUCGUAACUCUGGUGAUCUCUCCGGACUUGGUUAUCGAGAGGUUCUCUACCACGACAAUUCUCAAAGAAAAACAUACGAAGAGAAGAUCGAACGUGCUAUCACUGUGGCAAGGAGGGACACAUCCGACGAAACUGUUUCUAUCUGCAAAGAAACAGAAAUAUUCACAGGAAGUCAAGAUCUACUGAAAGACUUUGUGGAAACUAAAAAAGAAGGGAGUGUUAUCUUUGGAGACGUAAACAAGGUAGUACAGGGUCUGAAAGCUAAUCUUAUCAGCAUUAGUCAACUCUGUGACAUUGGAAUGCGAGUUAAGUUCACAAAGAAUGCAUGUUUUGUAACUGAUACAAACACCAAGUGUGUCUUAACAGGAAAGAGAAAUUCGAACAACUGCUACACUUGGGUCAGCACUCAGAGAACUGUGACUCAGCAGACGUGUCUCAUAGUGAAGAGAGAUGAUAUGGAUUUGUAG